Necator americanus (New World hookworm) is the source of this 582-nucleotide messenger RNA. RefSeq lists its product as uncharacterized. The transcript has a single exon. NCBI's taxonomy places the organism in Eukaryota, Metazoa, Nematoda, Chromadorea, Rhabditida, Ancylostomatidae. Bases 1 to 582 code for a protein of 193 amino acids. The record is from RefSeq and is a predicted model, not a curated record.
AUGCUAGCCGAGUUUGAUGAAAAGUGUAGAAAGAUCGGUCUUCAGCUGAACCUAGAAAAGACGAUGUUUAUGAGGGACGGAAGGGCUCCUGAUGCCCCAUUCACGCUUAGCGGGAGAAAUAUAUUCGGAUCUGUAUAUGUAGGUCGAGAACCUGACACGAAAAACGUCCUGACCCCCAAGCCGGGCAGAAGGAAACGAGCAGCUUGGGGAGCACCGAAAAGCAUCAAGGAUGUAGUGAAGAGGACUAAGAACAUCCGGCUCCCUGCUCACAUAUUCAACACCACCGUUCUUUCUGCUUUGACUUACGCUUCAAAAACAUGGGCGUUUUGCAAGCAGGAGGAAAAUGCGAUCAGCAUCAUAGAACGCGGAAUUGAAGAGGUGAUGCUAGGAGUAACCCACUUUACGCAAUUGAAAGAAGUUCACUCCUACGUCACCAAUCGAAGAUCAGAGACGUUGCCGCAUAGAUGCCGCCGCAAGGAAAGCAAAAUUAGGUGGGCCGCGCACGUGAUGGGUUUCAACGACAAUCGUUGGACCAGAGCCGUAAGCGACUGGAUACCACGCGACAUCAAACGCACCGCAUGA